Lepidothrix coronata (blue-crowned manakin) is the source of this 5827-nucleotide messenger RNA. RefSeq names its product intersectin 2 (gene ITSN2). The coding region runs from base 118 to 5004 and encodes 1628 amino acids. NCBI's taxonomy places the organism in Eukaryota, Metazoa, Chordata, Aves, Passeriformes, Pipridae. The record is from RefSeq and is a predicted model, not a curated record. Gene Ontology annotation, biological process: positive regulation of Rho protein signal transduction. Gene Ontology annotation, molecular function: calcium ion binding; protein binding; guanyl-nucleotide exchange factor activity. The transcript has 35 exons.
CCGCCAUGUUGUGGGGCUGAGCCGCCGCGGGAGGCGGAGGAGCCGCAGCCCGAGCGGAGCCGCCGCUCUGGGGCAGCGCAACAGAUGGCUAAGAGCUAGCAAGGCAGAGCCGGGACCAUGAUGGCUCAGUUUCCCACGGCCAUGAACGGAGGUCCAAACAUAUGGGCCAUCACCUCCGAAGAGCGGGCCAAGCAUGACAAGCAGUUUGAUAGCCUUAAACCCACGGGAGGCUACAUUACAGGUGAUCAAGCACGUACCUUUUUUUUGCAAUCAGGACUACCAGCUUCAAUCCUUGCUGAAAUAUGGACACUAUCAGACCUGAACAAGGAUGGAAAAAUGGAUCAACAGGAGUUCUCUAUAGCCAUGAAACUCAUCAAGCUGACAUUGCAAGGACAGCACUUGCCUGCAGUUCUCCCUCCUGUCAUGAAACAAGCUCCAGUAUUUUCGCCACUAAUGUCUGCUCGCUUUGGAAUGGGUAGUAUGCCAAAUCUGUCCAUGCCAACAUCUGUGUCUACGAUCACACCAUUAGCUCCCAUGUCUCUGGCUUCCAUGACUUCCAUUCCUCCUUUGGUUAUUUCUGCUCCCCUGGUGCCUUCUGUCAGUACCUCCUCGUUGCCAAAUGGAACAUCCAGCCUUCUGCAGCCUUUGUCCGUACCUUUCUCUUCAACGCUGCCUCAUACUGGUUCUUUAGGUCCUGUGGCAGGAGGGUUUGGUGGUUCUAAUAUACAGAAGGCACAGUCUCUCAUUGAUUUAGGAUCUAGCAGUUCAAAUUCUUCCUCUAGUGCAUCACUAGCUGGGAAUUCACCAAAGAUUACAACCUCAGACUGGGCAGUUCCUCAGGCCUCCAGAUUAAAAUACAGACAGAAAUUUAACAGUCUUGACAAAAGUAUGAGUGGAUAUUUAUCAGGAUUUCAAGCAAGGAAUGCCCUUCUGCAAUCAAACCUUUCACAGACUCAGCUGGCUACUAUUUGGUCACUGGCUGAUAUUGAUGGAGAUGGGCAGCUGAAGGCUGAUGAGUUUGUGCUGGCCAUGCACCUCACAGACAUGGCCAAAGCUGGGCAACCACUGCCACUGACUCUGCCUCUCGAGCUGGUACCACCUUCCUUCAGGAGUGGAAAAUAUACUGAAAAUAUAAAUGGAACUCUGCCAUCUUACCAGCCUGUGCAAGAGGAGGAGCCACAGAAAAAACAGCCAGUGACAUUUGAGGACAAAAGGAAAGCCAACUAUGAGAGGGGAAAUAUGGAGCUGGAAAAACGCCGCCAGGUCCUGCUGGAGCAGCAACAGAGAGAGGCUGAACGCAAGGCUCAGAAAGAGAGAGAAGAACAAGAGCGAAGGGAGAGGGAACGUCAGGAACAGGAACGGAAAAGACAGCUCGAAAUGGAAAGGCAGCUGGAGAGACAACGAGAGCUGGAAAGACAAAGGGAAGAAGAAAGGAGGAAAGAAAUAGAAAGGCGGGAGGCAGCAAAGCAAGAACUUGAGCGCCAGCGACGAUUGGAAUGGGAGAGAAUUCGUCGCCAAGAACUUCUUAAUCAACGUAACAGGGAACAAGAAGAAAUUGUCAAGUUGACCUCUAAAAAGAAGAGCCUCAAUCUUGAAUUAGAAGCUCUGACCGACAAACAUAAGCAAAUCUCAGGCAGACUGCAAGAUAUUCGUAGCAAAAAGCAAGCUAGAAAAACUGAACUGGAGGCUUUAGAUAGGAAAUAUGACCAAGGAAUCAUGGAAGUCAAGCAACUACAACAACAGCUUGAGGAUUAUCAGAAUAAACUAAUUUAUUUGGUUCCUGAAAAGCAGUUGUUAAAUGAAAGGAUAAAAAAUGCUCAACUUGAAAACACUCAGAGUACAGGAGUCAGUUCAGUGACCAAGAAGUCCGUAGAAAAGGAAGAAUUAUGCCAAAGACUUAAGGAACAAUUAGAUGCCCUUGAGAAGGAAACUGCUUCUAAACUUGCUGAAAUGGAUGAAUUUAACAGUCAGCUUAAGUGUGAGAAUAUGGAUGAUUCUGUUCUUCAGUGCCUUUUGUCUCUGCUAAGCUGUCUCAACAACCUCUUCCUCUUACUUAAGGACCUGAGAGAAAGUUACAGCACACAGCAAUUAGCCUUGGAGCAGCUCCACAGGAUCAAACAGGACAAAAUAAGGGAGAUAGAAAAAAGAAGAACUGAACUUGUACAGCAGAAGAGACUGGAAGAUGAGGCUGCAAGGAAAGCAAAACGGGAGAAGGAGAACCGAUGGCAGGAAAAUAUUCGAAGGGAAGAGGAAGAGAAAAAGAAGCGACUGGAGGAAGACCGGAUGCAGGAAAAAGUCCAAGAAAAGCUGAAAGCUGAAGAAGCACUUGCUCAGAUGAGAGAAAGGGAAAACAAACAACAGCUUCUUGCAGAGGAGGAGAAAAGUAGACAAGCCACAAUCCUGAGGGAGGCAGAACAACAAAGGCAGAGGCAACUGGAAGAAGAUAAAAGAAAGCAAGAACAAAUAGCAAAAGAAGCUGAGGAGAGGCGUAAGCAGAAUGAAGAAAUGAAAAAGAUAAAAGAAGCAACCAACUCUCAAGAGAUGGAGAAACACACUUCUAAAAUAAACAUAAAUGAAAAGUUUGCAGAUCUUUUGAAACCAACAGAGGGUAAAAGUCUUAAGCCACCCUGGAAAAAUGAAGGCAAUGCAGUUACUGUUGCAGAGUCCAGGAAUUCUGUUGCCUUGGUAAAUUACAGAGCGUUGUAUCCAUUUGAAGCAAGGAACCACGAUGAGAUGAGCUUUAAUACUGGGGAUGUAAUUCAGGUUGAUGAAAAAACUGUGGGAGAGCCUGGUUGGCUUUAUGGGAGUUUUCAAGGACAUUUUGGUUGGUUUCCAUGCAAUUAUGUAGAAAAAAUACCAGAAGGAGAAAAAGCUUUAUCUCCUAAGAAAGCCUUACUUCCUCCUACAGUAUCUUUAUCUACUACCUCAGCUGCUUCAGAACCACUUUCACCAAGUAAAUCUGCGGAAGAAUCUGAUUACCAAAACAUCCCCUUUUCUAGCCUGAAUGUUAAUACAGCCUGGCAACAGAAAUCAGCUUUUACUCGCACUGUGUCCCCUGGAUCUGUUUCACCCGUUCACGGGCAGGGGCAGCCUGUCGAGAACCUAAAAGCACAAGCACUUUGCUCUUGGACUGCAAAAAAAGAUAACCACUUGAAUUUUUCAAAGAAUGAUAUCAUUACUGUCCUGGAGCAGCAGGAGAACUGGUGGUUCGGAGAGGUACAUGGAGGAAGGGGUUGGUUUCCAAAGUCGUAUGUCAAGCUCUUACCUGGGAGUGAAAUCAAGAAAGAGGACUUCAUAGUGUGUCAAGUGAUAGCCAUGUACGAUUACACGGCGAACAAUGAGGAUGAGCUCAGUUUCUCCAAGGGGCAGCUGAUUAAUGUACUGAACAAAGAUGAUGCUGACUGGUGGCAAGGAGAAAUCAGUGGUGUGACAGGUCUCUUCCCCUCAAACUAUGUGAAGAUGACCACGGAUUCCGAUCCAAGUCAGCAGUGGUGUGCUGAUCUCCAGAGCCUUGACACCAUGCAGCCAAUGGAAAGGAAGAGGCAGGGCUACAUUCACGAGCUCAUUCAGACGGAGGAAAGGUACAUGGAUGAUCUGCAGCUCGUCGUAGAGGUUUUCCAAAAACCAAUGGCUGAUUCGGGCUCUCUCACAGAAGGAGAAAUGGGGCUGAUCUUUGUUAACUGGAAGGAACUCAUCAUGUCAAAUACAAAGUUACUGAAAGCCUUGCGGGUGCGUAAGAAAACGGGAGGAGAGAAGAUGCCGGUGCAGAUGAUCGGGGACAUCCUGGCAGCAGAGCUGUCCCACAUGCAGGCCUACAUCCGGUUCUGCAGCUGCCAGCUCAACGGAGCGUCGCUGCUGCAGCAGAAAACUGAUGAAGAUGCUGAUUUCAAAGACUACUUAAAGAAACUUGCGUUGGACCCUCGCUGCAAAGGAAUGCCCCUCUCCAGUUUCCUCCUGAAACCAAUGCAAAGGAUUACACGCUACCCUCUGCUCAUAAAGAGUAUUCUAGAGAACACUCCAGAAAGCCACCCGGAUCACAGUACCCUGAAGCUGGCCCUGGAGCGUGCGGAGGAGCUGUGCUCCCAGGUGAACGAAGGGGUGCGGGAGAAGGAGAACUCGGACAGGCUGGAAUGGAUACAGUCCCACGUCCAGUGCGAAGGCCUUGCUGAGCAACCUGUGUUCAACUCCCUCACAAACUGCCUGGGACCACGGAAGCUUCUGCACAGUGGGAAGCUGUACAAGGCCAAGAGCAGUAAGGAGCUGUACGGAUUCCUUUUCAAUGACUUCCUCCUGCUCACCUACAUGGUUAAACAGUUUGUGUCUUCUGGCUCCGAUAAACUGUUCAGCCCCAAAUCCAACUCCCAGUUCAAAAUGUACAAGAUGCCGGUUUUCCUUAAUGAAGUCCUGGUGAAACUGCCCACAGACCCUUCAAGUGAUGAGCCAGUUUUCCACAUAUCACACAUCGACAGAGUUUACACACUUAAAACUGACAACAUCAACGAGCGUACUGCUUGGGUCCAGAAAAUCAAAGCGGCGUCAGAGCAGUACAUCGAAACAGAGAAGAAGAAACGUGAAAAGGCUUAUCAAGCUCGCUCGCAGAAAACCUCAGGAAUAGGACGUUUGAUGGUGCACGUGAUUGAAGCAACAGAACUAAAGGCCUGUAAACCCAAUGGGAAGAGCAACCCGUACUGUGAGAUCAGCAUGGGCUCGCAGAGCUACACUACCAGAACCAUGCAGGACACCCUGAACCCCAAGUGGAACUUCAACUGCCAGUUCUUCAUCAAGGACCUGUAUCAGGAUGUUCUGUGUAUCACCAUGUUUGACAGGGAUCAGUUCUCACCCGAUGAUUUUUUGGGUCGCACCGAAGUUCCAGUAGCAAAAAUCCGAACAGAACAAGAGAGCAAAGGCCCCAUGACUAAACACUUACUGCUGCAUGAAGUUCCAACUGGAGAAGUCUGGGUUCGCUUUGACCUGCAGCUCUUUGAUCAGAAAGGACUCUUCUAAGAACACCUUUUCUUAAUUUAUGAAGGACAACUUAAGCUGACAGACUGAAUAUCUUUUGGUAAAAGAUUCCUUGCCCCACGCUGGUUAUUAAGCAAGAGUUCCUGCUGCCUCCGUGUUUCCUUUUAGUUCCUGCUUGUGCUUAGUUCCUUGCAGUGUUCCCAGUUGUUGUUGAUCUAUGCAAACACGAAUGUUACUGUAUAUACAGUACUAUAGCUCAGUGCCUUUUUAUUAUGUUGGAAUAUCUUGGGUUUGGAUGCCAAUGUUUCCAUUUUCAGGGCCAUAAAAAGUAUUAAGUAGAAAUGUGGCACCAAGCUGUUUGUAUAUUUUACCACUUGGUCUGACAGACAGACUGAGGAAUGGUUUAAGCUCAGCACUGGAAUCAUUCCAUUUGAAAUCCUAAAAGUGAUAUCCACUGGAAUCUUCCCGUCUCAGGAUGAUGGUUUUAAAGGUAAAAUGCUGAAGAAGCCUUAGCACUGGAGAAGUCUCCGAUAUAUUGUAAAUUCUUUAAGAAUCAAGUGUAGUUCUUUACUUGACUUAGUUCUGCACUGGAAUCAGUAACUGCUACUUGAUUUUAAUUUCUGCUUCAGUUUGAUUCAUCAUUCUCUGCUAAGACAAUGUUGUUGUGAAGAAUAACUAGAAAAAAUAUUUUAAAUACUGUGACCCACAAUAAUGUGGCAAAAUACUCUUCAGCUUUUGGGUUUUUUUUCCUAAAUAUAAGUUAUUUGUGUACAUUUCCUUGGUCUUGCAGACCUCCAUGUGAAUCUUGAAGCUUUGACAUUGCCAACAUGUAUAUAGAGAGUAAAAUAUAAGUUUAUUAAUGUAA